Messenger RNA from Microdochium trichocladiopsis, 623 nucleotides. RefSeq lists its product as uncharacterized. The record is from RefSeq and is a predicted model, not a curated record. The transcript is spliced from 2 exons. Lineage: Eukaryota; Fungi; Ascomycota; Sordariomycetes; Xylariales; Microdochiaceae. The annotation marks the transcript as partial.
UGAUGCGAUGCGAAGCUCUUAGAGCAGAUCAGGCAUUCAUUGAGGCCCUGCACCAUCGUGUCGAAAGCUCGAUGGCCGAAGUGUUGCUUGUGACACGUGCGCGAUCGCGACGAGCCAAUGAGUCGCAGCUGCAAGAGCACCCGCCAAGUUUGCGGUCUACGGUCGACUUCGACUCCAUGUGCGAGAUCUUCCCAAACAACAAGCCCCAAGGAAUCCCGAUCAACCAAAGUACCAUCACCCACGACCUCACCCUCCCGAUCCUCCCCCCGCUUCGCGAGACCGACACGCUUGAAACAAUCGCUUGCAAAUACGAGGCCUUCGCCGCAAGUGUCGAAGCCGGUAGCAGCAUUGCGGUCCGCACCGGUACAUACCGUCCCGACUCAGGCGAUAACAACAAGGUCGAUAUCCCGGCGCUGGAGAUCGCGGAGACACAAGUCAUCAGCGAAAUGGUUACUCUCGCGGAUGUGAAAAAGGCCCUCGUCGAGGCAGAGUUGCGAAAACUGCACGAAAGCAUUCAGGCUGCAUGUGAUGUAAUUCGACUUCGCGCAGACACUAUCAGGGUGAAAAUACCGGGGAGCAAAGCUAAUCGGAAACGUGUGCGGGAGUUCCAGCCAGUAGCAUGA